Molecule: messenger RNA, 3403 nt
Organism: Salvelinus sp. IW2-2015
Lineage: Eukaryota; Metazoa; Chordata; Actinopteri; Salmoniformes; Salmonidae
Product: hyccin
Biological process (GO): phosphatidylinositol phosphate biosynthetic process; protein localization to plasma membrane
Cellular component (GO): plasma membrane
Source: RefSeq, a predicted model, not a curated record
AUUUCUGGAGGCGAGGGGGUUACAUUUUAUACUGUUUGACCAUUUGCUCACAUGCCUGUCAUUCCGAAUUAAUCCUCGAAUUCAAGAUAGUAGGAAUUGUGAUCGUAAAUGAAGAUGGAGGUGUAUGUUGAUAAAUGAUUUAGAUUAGUAAUUGAUAGCUACCCAUAUGCCUGGACGGAACAAUAGUGGAUUUGGAGACAAAGGAAAUCUCGAGAUAGCAUGAUAGUAGAGGUGUGUCCACAGCAGAUGACGGAAGAUGUUGGCUAUGAACCAAGGAGUGGUGGAGGAAUGGCUGUCAGAGUUUAAGACCCUUCCUGACAGUGCAGUGUCCAGCUACGCAGCGUCUCUGAAGGAGAAAGGCUCCCUGGUCCCAGCGCUCUACAAAGUCAUCAGAGAGAACUACAGUGACCUGUUGGAACCCGUGUGUCACCAGCUGUUUGAGUUCUACCGUAGCGGGGAGCUUUGGCUGCAGCGGUUUGUGCUGCAGUUCCUCCCUGAGCUGCUCUGGUCCCUCCUCCUGGCUCCGUCUGCAGCCAGGGACCCACACACCUCAGGCUGUAUAGAGGCCCUGCUACUGGGGAUAUACAACCUGGAGAUCGUAGAUAAGGAUGGACAGAGUAAAGUCCUUUCUUUCACUGUCCCCUCCCUCUCCAAACCCUCAGUUUACCACGAGCCCUCCCACAUUGGCUCCCUGGCGUUGACUGAAGGGGCUUUAGCCAAUCACGGGCUGAGUAGAGUGGUGUACAGCGGGCCUCACCUACAGAGAGAAACAUUCACUGCUCAGAACAGGUUCGAGGUGCUGACCUUCCUGCUGUUGAGUUACAAUGCGUCCCUCAGUUACAUGUCCUCCUCCUCUCUGCAGUCCCUCUGCCAGCUCAGCUCCAGGGUGUGUAUCUGUGGUUUCCCACGACAACAUUUGAGGAGGUAUAAAGGCAUCAGCUCUCGUCUGACCGUCACCUCUGAGUUCCUGGUUCAACUCGUCACUGGGAUACACUACGCACUGUGUAAUGGGGAGAUGGACCUGGGUUCCAAGGCGCUGGAUGAUGUUCUGUACCGAGCUCAGCUAGAACUGUACCCUGAAGCUCUACUGGUGGGUAAUGCCAUCAAGUCCUCCCAACAGUGUGCAGCGCUGAAAUCUGGCGCUAGUAAAGAAGGAACUCGCAUCAUUCAGGUGGAGAUGACUCCUACUUCGUCUAGGAUCUCACGGAACGCAGUCACAUCACUCUCUAUCAGAGGACACCGCUGGAAACGACAUGACGCAGUGGAUUUGGGUUCCCCGGACGAGUUGAUGGAUAUCUCGGAAGUGGACGAAGGGGUGUGGCCUAAAAGAGGGUCYGGCCCGGACUACCUGACUCCGCCCACUAUCACUAUCAGCAACAGUAUCACMCCUGGGGUGGGAGGGACCAAGACAGGAAGCAGGAAGUGGCAUUUAGGYGGACGGUCGCAUAAGGAGAAGGAGACUUGUACUCCAGGGGGGCAGGCCUUGAUCGAGAACCUGGAUCUGUCAAUCAAACGUCUGACGCUGACGUCCAGCCAAUCGGUGCCCAAGGGGCCGAGCCAUAGCGCUCUAAGCAGCCUAUCGCGUACAGCCAGCGCCGUGUUCUCCCGCUCCUUCGAAGGAAACAACACUGGAGGUAACCGUGGUAACCCAGAGGCUGGCCGCUAUUCAUGCAGUGGCAGUCUACAGGAGGAGGAGCUAGGCUAUAUAAGCCCCUCCCACACCCAGCGCUCGCCAAGCAUCAGGGUGCACUUUAGGAGUGACCUGUGAACCCUGAUAUUUAACCCUUGACUUCUCACCACCCAUCUAAACCCUCUAACCCCAUGCCCCUGUACCUUUUGAUCUGGACUCCCAGCCUGCCAGUGGGACUGGAACCCAAACUCAUUAACACAUGCCCUCCCUUCUUUCCUCUCCACACCAUUCUUCAUCUCCCCCACCUCUUCUUCUCCAGUAGGACAGCUUCUCACCUCCAAAGGCCGGCUCCUCUCCUCCCCCUCCCCUCUCCCCAAAACAAGAGCCUGGUGUGAGAGAGCCGGGAGCCUGGGUCCAGCCCUCAUCCCUGGAGUUAUUGAACCACCCCCCCUGGUGGUAACUAGACAGAACUGCAGACUGGACAGAGUGACUCAUUACAACUGUUUUUGUAAAAGGUUUGGAAAUUGAGUAUUUUAAGAGACUCCUGUUUGUCCUGCUUGGCUUUCCAUUCAUCCCUCCUGACCAUGCCCCUGGUGUGUGUGUGUGUGAGAGAGAGAAUGAAUGGGAGAGUUUAGAGCCCCCAAUCCGCACCCCAAUGGUAAUCCUGUACUCCUACCCAUCAUGCACUAGGGUUUGAACAACCCCAACACAAUGCCAAGUUCACACUCCUGUUGCCAUAGCAUCCCACAAAACGAUUAAACGAGAGAUUGCUAAAUUGUAGAAACCUCUCAUAAUUUUUKGAAUGUCGUAAAUGUCUGAAAAGUAUUGAUUGAUGUUAUCCUAUUAGAAGCAAUAUUUUCUCACUGAUCUCAUCAAUAAACAAGCUUAUUGGGGGUUGUAUGUUUCAGAUCAAUAAGUUGAUUGGGGUGGGUUUGUUUUAAUGUUUGUUUUGAUGAUGUAUGAACUGUUUUUGUAAACUGUGGUAUGUUCCAAUGACGAAGAGAGAGACUAGGGUUUUUUAAAGAUACACUCUGCAAUAUGACACCAUCAUACACAGUGGGGUGACUUCCUGCUAACAGUAUUGAUAUAAGUGUAAUGGUGAAUCCCAAACCCUCACCCCUGCCAACUCGCUUGGAGGACCCUCCGUUUGUCACAUGUUGCUUUCGAAGAGUGGCGAGGGUGACUUCCAGAGAGUGGCGAGGGAUCACUAAACCCAUCAUCUUCGGGACAYGCUCGUGACUUGAAUGAUGUAAUUCAUGUUCCACGUUUAAAUAAUWAAAKGAGCWUGACAUUUUAAAUGAACAAAUCCCCCUGUUGUUUUACAAGAUAUAUAAACCUCAGUAACAGUUAAAUGUUUAAUUUGUGAGGUUUUUCAUCUGUUACACGUGUCAAUCAGACAAACAAACAACUGCAAAGGGACUUAUAAUUGGGCACGCCUCUCCAGUCUUUUGUAUCAAGUUGCGGUGUGUGUCGGGAUAGCACUUCGCUCUGCAGCCUUGCUGGCUUGGCCAACGUGGCUAUCCGAGGGUCUAAUUAGCCCCUAACCCCCUCGAUUUAAUUUUCACUCCCUCAGCUUUGGGACACUUGUGCAUACAGUAUGGCGGAGGCAUGUGUGAACACUCAAAUGAAGGGAGUGAUUCAGCCUAUGUAGUAGCAGGAAGUCACCCCACCGUGUAUGCUGAUGUCAUAUUGCAGAGUCUACCUUUUAACUGUGGUGUUCUAUGUACAGCAGACAAAGUCCGGUUAUAAAUGUGGCAUUUUCCUACGAGACCA